This is a messenger RNA of Sporothrix schenckii 1099-18, 1707 nucleotides long. RefSeq lists its product as uncharacterized. The coding region runs from base 1 to 1707 and encodes 568 amino acids. NCBI's taxonomy places the organism in Eukaryota, Fungi, Ascomycota, Sordariomycetes, Ophiostomatales, Ophiostomataceae. The record is from RefSeq and is a predicted model, not a curated record. The transcript is spliced from 2 exons.
AUGACUACAGCGGCAACGAACCUUUUGCGCAGCCUCUGCCUGGUCGCGCUCAUGCUGCUCAGCGGCAUCUGGGCCACACUCGGCCGUCCCAAAGCCAUGUUUGACGCGCUUCUCGCUCCAUUCAGCGUGCGGCACUGGCGACGCCAUAUCCAGUAUAAAGUGGACCUCUACUACGCGAGGCUGACCAAAGACGGUCUGCAACGGCAGCUUCGAUCGGAACUCGUUGCAGAUUACGGCAACGAUGCUCUGAUUACGGCUCUGCGAGACGCGUCAAGAAGAGCGGGCGCUCUGUACCGCGGCUUUAUGAGGUUUGCCGUGACCGAUCCAUCAACGGGACGGCGUGACGUUCAGCCAGGGGCAGACGACCCGCUACUCGAUCUGGCUGACUGGACCCAAGCCGUUUCCCUCUUGGCCACAGACGCACACCAGAGCGUGGGCCGCAACCUAGAACAGCUGUCUGUAUACGGCACGACCAGAAACGGUGUCUGGCGCAGGUUUGCCAGUCUCGCAAUACAAACGACAUCCACCACGAACACCCAAGAUGCAAACGGCGGAAUCACCGACGACGUCUGGUUGCCACCGGAUGAACUGGAAAACGUCGCCGAGAUUGUGGCCACCCUGCUGCCGGUGGACAUGCCUGUCGUUGGCCCUCUGCUGUCGCAAAUUCGUCUCGACGUGCAGAAAGCAUUGGGCUGGAACGCAUCCGCCACACGGUCUUGUAACUUUGUCAUUCCGCACGACGAGAUCGCCCGUCUACUCUGUGCCAUCUUACGCGUUCGCAAGCCAGACGUCUGGUGUGAACGCCUUGGCAGUCAAAACGGGAUGGGCUUCGCCAAUGCCAGCGGUUCCAAGUAUUACGAAGCUGUAGCACGCAGUCUUCUUUUAGUUGGCGGUAUUCACGGAGACGCCCCGAUCUCCUUUGAUGCAUUUCACGCCUUGUCGACUGACACCACAAAGGCAUGGUCGCUGGACUGGGAAAUAACACUGCUCUGGCGCACCCUUUUCUCGCAACUUCUGGCCCAUGCCGACGGUCACUUCGAUGACACUUCGUUGCUGCCUCUUGCUUCCCAGGCAAUCAACUUUCUUCAUCCUAUGUCACAGACCGGCAUGGAUCACCACCUACACCGGCCGAUGACUCUGACGUGCGUCUCAGACGGCUGUGCCGACGUCCUCCGGGCACUCACUUGGCCGUACCAGUCAAAGCUAGUUGUUGUCUACGGAGCCUGUUCCCACGGCCCGCAAAUCGGCCAGGCGGCCGCGUAUGUCAUCAUGACAUCGUCACCGUUGUGGUGCACCUAUAUGACCGGUGCUGUUGACGACUUUUAUGUCGACGACAAGCAUCUCCUGUUUGAACUGGCACCCAACCCUCGCGUGAUGCAAUAUUGCUCACCACCAAACACGGCCACAUUUUCCGAGAUUGUGGACGUGUCCUCGCCGGACAUUGUCACUUUUGGACACAAAAACGGUCGUGGCCUCUCCUUGAACUUCAGCACACGUCUGGUAACGUUAUCGUACGAGACAGAAGACCACACACAAAACCACGGCGGCUACGGCGAGAUACCCAUCGGCCCGCACCAAACACCUCCGGAUCCUUUACUUAUUCAAAAGUCAUGGACAUCAUCUGCACACAUCGAAAGAAUCGAGGUGUACAGUGGAACAACCGGAGUGUCAGUAGACCUUUGCAGCCAACGGCGGGUUGCUACAUAA